AUCACAGGGAGAUGCUAAGGAAAAAUAUCACCAGUAUUCCUCUCUAUAUAUUAUACAUACAUCUUCUCCCUGUGAUUUAACCUUUUUUUACAUACAUCUUCUCCCUCAUGAAUUUGUACCUCUCUCUCUGACAAACAAAUAUGGUACAAUCUAAGAAGUUCAGAGGCGUCAGGCAACGCCACUGGGGUUCCUGGGUGUCUGAAAUUCGCCACCCUUUACUGAAAAGAAGGGUGUGGUUGGGGACUUUUGAGACGGCGGAGGCGGCGGCAAGGGCCUACGACAAAGCGUCAAUUUUAAUGAGUGGAAGAAAUGCUAAAACAAACUUCCCAAUUUUGGACAGUUGCGGAGAUGUAGAUUUAUCAUCUUCCUCGUUCUCCUCUCUUUCAACUGUUCUGAGCGAGAAACUUCGCAAGGGUUCUAAAUCGGCAUCUCCUUCUCUCACUUGCUUAAGGCUAGACACAGAGAACAGCCAUAUUGGGGUAUGGCAAAUGCGGGCCGGGCCACGUUCUGAUUCGAAUUGGGUGAUGACUAUUGAGCUUGGGAAGAAGAAUGAUAUUCCUCCGCCGGCGCCUGAGAGAACACCGGAGUGUUCAAAAGGGAAAGCAUCCAGUCCGGAUGGGAUGGAUGAAGAGGAAAGAACUACAUUGCAAAUGAUUGAAGAACUUCUCAAUAGGAAUUAACCUGGCUGGUACCAUGUUGAGUCCUUAUUAUGGAUUUAUAUUGGCUUGUCCCAUGAAGUUGUCAAGAAGUUAUACGUUUGUUGGUUUGGAUUUCCAUAGAUAUAUGAGUUUGAUUUUAUUUUCAUUGCAAGCAUGUAUAUGAAAGGAUAAUAAGGGAUUUGUUUGUGUUUAAUAGUUAUUUUCUUAAAAAGUAAGUUAAAAUGGGUUCGAUUUAA
Messenger RNA from Olea europaea var. sylvestris, 895 nucleotides. Its product is annotated as ethylene-responsive transcription factor WIN1-like. The record is from RefSeq and is a predicted model, not a curated record. Bases 141 to 680 code for a protein of 179 amino acids. The transcript is spliced from 2 exons. Gene Ontology annotation, biological process: regulation of DNA-templated transcription. Gene Ontology annotation, molecular function: DNA binding; DNA-binding transcription factor activity. Lineage: Eukaryota; Viridiplantae; Streptophyta; Magnoliopsida; Lamiales; Oleaceae.